Coffea eugenioides is the source of this 495-nucleotide messenger RNA. Its product is annotated as putative disease resistance protein At1g50180. The transcript has a single exon. The record is from RefSeq and is a predicted model, not a curated record. The coding region runs from base 1 to 495 and encodes 164 amino acids. Lineage: Eukaryota; Viridiplantae; Streptophyta; Magnoliopsida; Gentianales; Rubiaceae.
AUGGCCGAGAGCAUUGUUUCCACUACGUUAGAAACUCUUUGGGGUUUGUUAAAAGAAGAGGCAAAACUCUUAUCUGGAGUGAAUGCCAAAGUUAAUGAACUAUGCAGAGAAUUUAGGAGAAUGCAAUGCUUCCUCCAAGAUGCUGAUGCAAGACAAUACAAAGACCAGAGUGUGCGAAACUCUAUACAAGAAAUAAGAAGUCUUGCUUAUAAAGCGGAGAAUGUUGUCGAAACUUAUAUUAUUGAAAUUUCAUCCAGAAGAGGAAGAGGCUGCAAAAAAUCAUGCAAAAGGUUUUUCUGCAUACUGAAUGAGCUUAAUGCGCUCCAUACAAUUGGUUUUGGGAUUGAAAGUAUUAGAUCCGAAAUAGUUGAAGUUACCAAAAGUUUGCAAGCUUACGGCAUAAAAGAAAUAGAUGGAGGAGAAAGCUCGAGUCGUGCUGCAAAUGAGAAAGACCGCUGGCUACGGAAAACUUGUGACGACCCCAUCUCCCCCUAG